CUCCACCUGCACCCUCUCAGCAUCUCGACGGACUAUUACGCUCUAUUGCUUCUGCAACAACCAAUUUUGAACUCAGUUUCGAAUGUUGUUCCUGCAUCCUUCUCAAGAUUGACUACUGCAGCGAUCAAUGCUUCUGCUUAUCUGGUGCAUGGAUUACGAACGCUUGCUUUCUACCCUCCCACCUUUGUAUACCGGCGACUACUGGUACUAGUACGAACACCUGCCCGCAACCUUCGAGAUACUGCAGUGCUGUACCUGACCGGAGCACCGCACCGACCUCCUCUCCGCUUCGAAGCGUGCCGCUUGCCUUCUCCUUCUAAGAAAGAGCCCGAAAGCCAUCUUGACUCUGUUGUCAGAACACCUCGUCGUCCUAUAUCGAAGUCCCUUGCUGCGAUUUUGAAAGUACUACAGAGAGGUCUGAACGGCCAGUUUCCGAUGCCAUCAUGAAAGCCGCUCCUCUUCUUAUCAGCUGGCACAAUGAAAGUGCACCCAUAUAUUCUGUGCAUUUCGAUCCUCAUGGCAAAGGGCGGCUAGCAACUGCUGGGAAUGACAACAAUGUUAGAUUAUGGAGCAUCGAAGCUCAAGGAGAAGAGAGGAAAGUCACGUAUUUGUCUACCCUCACAAGACAUACACAGCCUGUCAAUGUUGUCCGGUUUUGUCCCAAAGGCGAGAUGCUUGCUUCUGCCGGCGAUGACGGGAAUGUGCUGUUAUGGGUUCCCUCCGAGUCCUCCAUGGCUACCUUGACAGAAGAACAUGCCGACGACAAAGAAACAUGGAGGAUCAAGCACAUGUGCCGGACCUCCAGCGGAGCAGAAAUAUAUGAUUUGGCUUGGUCCCCCGACGGGCAGUACUUCAUAACAGGAGGAGUUGACAAUACUGCCCGAAUCUUCAGCGCACAUACCGGUACCAUGAUCCGCCAGAUAGCAGAACACAACCAUUUUGUGCAGGGUGUGGCAUGGGAUCCUCUUAAUGAGUUCAUUGCAACACAAUCGUCCGACCGUUCAGUGCAUAUCUACGCUCUUAAGCUCAAGGACGGCACUCCAACGUUGUCUACACAUGGGAAGUUUAACAAGAUGGAUUUGCCCGGCCGACGCAUCUCUUCCCAUAGCCCGGCUCCUCCACCUGAUUUACCGCACCGAGCAUCUAAUGCAAGCGCCAACAAUCUUGCAAUUGUCUCUCCAGCCCCGUCGAACCCCGGCACUCCCCUGACGACAGCUCUUCCGAUGGAUCCCCCAAUGCUGACUGCUAGUCGACGGUCAUCCUUUGGUUCUUCGCCGUCCUUCCGUCGCUCUGCUUCCCCAGCGCCCACACUACCGCUUCCUGCAGUAAGGCCCGAAAUUUCUUCGCCCAGCCUGAAUGCCGCAAUGGGACUGGCCGUGAAGAAUACCAACAUAUACCACAACGAGACGAUGACCUCCUUUUUCCGAAGACUCACAUUUUCUCCAGAUGGAAGUCUGCUGUUUACACCAGCCGGUCACUAUAAGACGGCUUUUCCGACCACUGGAGACCCCACCAAAACCGCGGAAGAUGUCUCCAAUACAGUCUACAUCUACACCCGUGCCGGGUUCAACAAGCCUCCAGUAGCGCAUUUACCAGGCCACAAGAAGCCUUCGGUUGCUGUCAAAUGUUCUCCUGUUCUCUACACGUUACGUUCGACCAGCAAGCCAACCAACCAUAUCACCAUCGACACGUCGUCCGCCAGUGAAGAGAUCCCCUUGCUUCCAGAUCCUAUCGUUCCGCAAAGCACUUCAACGUCCAAGCAACCCGCCUCACUGUCCACCGCAACCUCCGCCCCAGAAUCGAUGGCUGCUCCAUCACCAAAGCCCGCGGUGGAGAACGAAUCUGCCAACUCUGCUCCCCCUCCAGCAUUCUCGCUGCCCUACAGGAUUAUCUAUGCGGUUGCAACUCAAGAUGCGGUGUUCGUGUAUGACACGCAGCAAACCACGCCUCUGUGCGUAGUGAGUAAUCUUCACUAUGCCGCCUUUACCGACCUGACAUGGUCGAACGAUGGACUUACGUUGCUGAUGUCAUCCACGGACGGUUACUGCUCAACAUUGGCUUUCACGCCCGGUGAAUUAGGCCAGGUCUAUACCGGACCUCGCCCAACCUACAAUCAUCCCAUCGUUUCUACUUCGAUUCCUUUGCCGACAGCAUCUUCCAAUUCCACACCCAUACCGACACCCACUGCGGCAGCUUCUCCCUCUUUGACAAAAGCAUCCCCGGUCCCUGCACCACCCUCGAUUCCGUCUCCAGCCCCGUUCAUCAUUCGUCCUGGAAGCCCUGCCCGGUCGAACUCUCAAUCUUCGAUAGCAACGAUGGCAUCUAUACAGACUUCUGGCCUUGCCAGCAACGCCACUCCGACCAUGGGGCAUGUUCCAUUGGUCACGGCCGCCAACUCGGGUCCACUUGUGGGUAUACCUCCCAUGACCACACCGCCUCAAACACCGGCAAGCAUACAGGGAGGACAACAUUCUGCCACAAGCUCAAUUAGCGGUACAAUUCUAGGAAAACGUGAUGUUGGCACGACAAGUGAGAGCGAGAAAGAGGAGGGUAAAUCCAAGAGACGAAGAAUAGCGCCCACUCUUGUUGCUCCAGCGGGCUCGGCGGAGGUGCCAAAGACGGAUGAAAAGUCGUAGGGUUUCUGCAAAACGAGCUGUACUUUGUACAUUAUCUAUUCUUCCGGGGAAUUUGUUUUGAUUCGAGCUGGCUGGCAGGCUGGCGAAUUGACGAUAGCAUGGCGUUGGGAUUACAUCAACAAAGGGAAGGCUGGAGAGGGGAUAACGUCAAGUUCCAGCCACGAGCAUGAGCCUUUGAUAGGAAUAAGCACAAUAAUAACAUUAUACCGAAAUAAGACACGGGUUGAAUAUUCUGUGGAUUGGAGAUGAUUGUGGAUGGUUUGCAGUAGAGGGUACACCGAAG
Exophiala dermatitidis NIH/UT8656 is the source of this 2919-nucleotide messenger RNA. RefSeq names its product chromatin assembly factor 1 subunit B. NCBI's taxonomy places the organism in Eukaryota, Fungi, Ascomycota, Eurotiomycetes, Chaetothyriales, Herpotrichiellaceae. Gene Ontology annotation, cellular component: CAF-1 complex; nucleus. The coding region runs from base 444 to 2636 and encodes 730 amino acids. The record is from RefSeq and is a predicted model, not a curated record. Gene Ontology annotation, biological process: DNA replication-dependent chromatin assembly; nucleosome assembly. The transcript has 6 exons. Gene Ontology annotation, molecular function: protein binding.